AUGUUUGAAGUGGUGGAUGUGAAUGCGACGUUUAUUGGCGGCGAUCUGGCGCUCGAUCUGAAUAACCCGCCGCGGGUAGUGGAGGGAUCGGCGACGGAGUCAACCAUGAGGAGCGAGACCAACAGCAGCAGCGCGGAGGAUUGUCUUUAUGCUCACCUCCCUGUCCUGCCAGUAGCAAAGGGGCUGAGGUUGGAUCCCUUGUUUCGGUAUCUGACCUCUUCUUUUAGGGUCAUUCCGGUAGGGCAUCUUGGUGAUCCGGAUAACAUAGGGGAGGUGGCAGAGGCGAUCAAGUAUCAGUAUGGGAUUAUCCAGGCGCAAUACUUGGCGGUGCAGCUUGUUCCGGCUGGUGAGACAAACGUGACGCUGUCGGGGGGGGUGGAUGGGGAUGCAGUGGGUUGGGAAUGGAGGGGAAUGGGAGAGGGUGCUGGGGAAGGAUAUCAGGUUUUGGUUGGGGUGGGGGGAUGUGGUUGA
Podospora pseudopauciseta is the source of this 471-nucleotide messenger RNA. RefSeq lists its product as uncharacterized. The record is from RefSeq and is a predicted model, not a curated record. Lineage: Eukaryota; Fungi; Ascomycota; Sordariomycetes; Sordariales; Podosporaceae. The coding region runs from base 1 to 471 and encodes 156 amino acids. The transcript has a single exon.